Lolium rigidum is the source of this 977-nucleotide messenger RNA. RefSeq lists its product as uncharacterized. Lineage: Eukaryota; Viridiplantae; Streptophyta; Magnoliopsida; Poales; Poaceae. The coding region runs from base 304 to 837 and encodes 177 amino acids. The transcript has 3 exons. The record is from RefSeq and is a predicted model, not a curated record.
UGGUGGGGCAUCAUUCAUUCCUUGCCCCUCUCAAAUACUACUUGAAACUGCAGUGCCAAAGGGACACUGCAAUCUACUACUUACUUGGCCGGUCUAUCUCUGCCUUUAAAAUAGGAUGUUGUAGAGUGUUGAGAAAGUUCAUGUGCGUCCCCCCUCUGAAAUCCAGUACAUAAAGUGUGUCCUUAUAGCUGAGGUUAUUCGAUCCAAGCCGUGAUCCCGAUAAGCAUCUCCACUUCGACCUCUUUUUCAGCUGCCCUGCUCAACUCUACGUCAGGUGGCAAAAGAUUUCCUUUCCACGACAAGAUGUCAAGAUAUCUGAGGCAGUACGAGAAGGAACACAUGAAGAUGGCCAUGCUGAAGCAAGAAGAGACAUUCAAACAGCAGGUUCAGGAACUGCACCGGCUGUACCGAGUUCAGCAGCUACUGAUGACUGGAAUGUCAAAUGCAGCGCACAGCGUCAGAUAUAAACCUGACGGUGAGCGGCAAGCACGGGGGAACGAGGCUGGCUCAAGCAGGUCAUGGGACUCGGAGAGGAAGAAAGGUCCACCUCCCACAGUUAUCGAAGAGGGCGACCUAGAUCUCACGCUGGCGAUCGGAAGCUUGGUAGAGAUGAAGAGCACGAAAAAGGAUACGUCGUCAAGCUUAGAUUCCAGGACGAGCAUUUCUUCGUCCUCCACGGAUUCCGGUAGCACGGACUGCAGGGUGCUGCCUCCUCAUCCAUCUCAGCUUGGGUCGUCGGUGGUUAAGGCUACUGCUGUGAACGUCGGCCAGCAUAUCGAGCAAGAAGGGGUAAAGCAGCCUCCUUGGCUUCACCAGUGUCUGAAUUUGGCACGAUAAGAUUUCCAAGAUUUCACUUGCUGUAUCUCUCUUUCUCUCUCUCUUCUCCCGUCUUUUUUUUUCUUGCGAUGAACAUGUCAUUCAUGUAUCUAUUUACGGCCCAUUUUGAUUAGCAAGGUAUGAAAGGAGAAAACUGCUCA